Molecule: messenger RNA, 1737 nt
Organism: Paramisgurnus dabryanus
Lineage: Eukaryota; Metazoa; Chordata; Actinopteri; Cypriniformes; Cobitidae
Source: RefSeq, a predicted model, not a curated record
CUCUCGAAUAUUCUGGCCAACUGACAGAAUCCUAGGAGCGUCUUCCGGCUGUCGUUGACGCGCGAGGUUAACACCUCCUGUCAUUCACUGUUAGAUUUGCGUAUCGAGCACUUUUAAUGUGAAUAUUUGCAAUGCAGGCCCUCACACCUCACGUAUACUGGGCUCAGCGGCACGGGGAAAUUUACCUGCGAGUGGAAAUCAGUGAUGCCAAGAAUCUCAUCAUUGGUGUAGAAGAGAACAUUCUUCGCUUCAGGGGUCAAGGGCAUGGAGCAAAAGGUGAAAAUGAAUAUGAAUUCAGCCUGGAAUUCUUAAAACCAGUUAAACCUGAGGUAAAACACAAAUCUACUCAACGGCAGGUGAAUAUUACAGUGAAGAAACAGGAGCACGUUUGGUGGGGUCGACUCACGAGGCAGGAAAAGAAGCCUUUGUUUCUAGCCCCUGAUUUUGACCGCUGGCUGGACGAGUCUGAUGCCGAAAUGGAGCUCAGAGAGAAGGAAGAGAAAAUAAACAGAGUCAGCGUUGAGUCAAGAGUCCGAAAGGACCCUUUUCUUGGCUUGAAAAAAGGUUUUCUGUUUAUGUACAACUUGGUCCAGUUCCUCGGCUACUCCUGGAUCUUUGUCAACAUGACUGUUCGUCUGUUCAUACUUGGGCAAGAUUCUUUUUACGACACCUUUCAUACCAUUGCUGAUGUGAUGUACUUCUGCCAGAUGUUGGCAAUAAUGGAAGUUAUUAAUCCUGCUGUGGGGUUGGUGAAAACUGGAGUCAUGCCUGCUUUCAUACAGGUGAUGGGAAGGAACUUCAUUCUUUUUGUCGUAUUUGGUUCUUUAGAGGAGAUGCAAAACAAGCCAGUGGUCUUCUUUGUCUUCUAUCUGUGGAGUACGAUUGAGAUAUUUAGGUAUCCUUUCUACAUGUUGGCCUGCAUUGAUACAGAAUGGAAGUUGUUGACUUGGGUGAGAUACACUAUAUGGAUUCCACUAUAUCCACUUGGUGUGUUAGCAGAAGCUGUGGCAGUGAUCCAGUCCAUCCCGAUCUUUGAUGAAACCAAACUCCUCAGCAUUCCCCUGCCUAAAUUCAUAGGCCUGUCUCUCAGCUUUUCCUACAUCCUGCAGGUCUACCUGGUGUUCAUGUUUCUAGGCCUCUUCGUUAACUUCCGUCACCUCUUCAAGCAAAGGAGUAGACGGUUUCGCACAAAAAAGAGGAAGGCCAAUUGAGAAGGUCCUGUGUAUCUUCACAUCCCUGUGUUUCUGUGAUUUAAUUCUCAACCUUUCUAUCCUUCUUUCUUUUAUAUAAAGUGCAUUUACUCUGAAAUAAAGGAGGACCAUGAUCAAGCUGUACAGUAUGUAAAUGACUAUUACAAGAACGCUAAAGAUAAACAAUGACCUUAUUAAAUAAAUUUAAAGAGUACCAUCAAGGUAUUUAUAUAAUUUGUUUCAACAUUUCAACUAUGUUCAGUAUGUUUAAUGUUAGGUUUGUAAAAGAUUUACCGGACUGAAAACACAAGCAGGAUUUUGUCAUCCUGUCAUUCCCUGAGAUGUUACAUUAGUUAUCUCUGUCACCGAGACAGAUCUUGAACCUCAGGGAAAACUGCAUGAAACAUCAUCAUUGUAUGUGGGAUUUGGACUUGAUUUAUAAAUUCAACUGAAAAUAUUUCAUCAAAAAUGUCAAUUUGUUUUAUUUGUUCACUAGUAAAAGCUAUUUACACAAAUUAUUACAAAACCUGUAAAUGCAUUUCCUUGA